Messenger RNA from Ochlerotatus camptorhynchus, 877 nucleotides. RefSeq names its product 26S proteasome non-ATPase regulatory subunit 9. Gene Ontology annotation, cellular component: cytoplasm; nucleus. Gene Ontology annotation, molecular function: protein binding. Lineage: Eukaryota; Metazoa; Arthropoda; Insecta; Diptera; Culicidae. The record is from RefSeq and is a predicted model, not a curated record. The transcript is spliced from 3 exons. Bases 44 to 703 code for a protein of 219 amino acids. Gene Ontology annotation, biological process: proteasome regulatory particle assembly.
AGUUUGUCGAAAUUUCAGCGAAUCUUUCGUUUAAAAUCUCAAAAUGGUAGUCCCUUCGGCCACUUCGCGAGACGCGGUCCUGGAACUAAUGAGGCAGAAGGAAAAACUCGAACAGAAGAUCAGCGAUCAGGGAAGAGUCCUCGAAGCGAAUCAGGUAGGAAUGACCGACCCACUGGUGGACGAUUCCGGCUUUCCACGGAGCGAUAUCGACGUUUACCAGGUGCGACAGGCCCGUCAUCAGAUAAUAUGCCUGCAAAACGAUUUGAAAGCACUGAUGAAGCAAAUCGAAUCCGGACUACACACGGUCCAUGCCGAGACGGCUGCACAGCAACAGGAGAACCUGGCCUCGACCAAACUGCUAGCGAUGGAGACUGAUUCUGAAGCGGAAGGACCGUCGUCAUCCAGGAAGGUUCGACCGGUGAAACCGAUCGUUAAGGUCAAUUUGGUUAGCGAAGGAUCUCCGGCACAGGAUGCGGGUAUUGCAUUGCGUGACGAAAUUAUCGAGUUUGGCACCGUCAAUGCUUCCAAUUUCCGAGAUCUGUCACAAAUUGCGGUGCUAGUUCGAAGCUGCGAGAAUAAGACAGUCCCGGUGAAGGUUCGUCGGGAUGGAAAGCUGGUCGAUCUUGUGCUCACACCAAAGACCUGGAGCGGACGAGGAUUGCUCGGUUGCAACAUCGUUCCGAUGGAUUCCGUGGAGCGUUAGCAAUAGCACCAGGGUAGGAGUGUUCUUUUCUCGUUUCGGUAGAGCAAUCUAACAGGUGGUGUUAUUUUACGAUUUAACCGUAGCUUUAUUUCCUUUUUUUUUGCCUGUAAAGAUUCAAUGCAAUGUUUUGUUUUCGCUUCAAAGCGCCCCGAAAAUUAUAGAAAUGAGCAAAAA